This is a messenger RNA of Phyllostomus discolor (pale spear-nosed bat), 564 nucleotides long. RefSeq names its product NKG2-A/NKG2-B type II integral membrane protein-like. Lineage: Eukaryota; Metazoa; Chordata; Mammalia; Chiroptera; Phyllostomidae. Gene Ontology annotation, biological process: stimulatory C-type lectin receptor signaling pathway; positive regulation of natural killer cell mediated cytotoxicity. Bases 1 to 564 code for a protein of 187 amino acids. The record is from RefSeq and is a predicted model, not a curated record. The transcript is spliced from 5 exons.
AUGAGUGACCAAAGAGUGACCUACACAGAACUGAAUCUUCAUAAGGGUUCAAAGAGACAGCAAAAAGCCUCUAAAGGCACGAAGGGCUCCAUUCCAGGAACUGAGCAGGAACUAACCUAUGCAGAAUUAAAUCUUCAAAAUGCUUCUCAGGGUCUUCAAGGGAGUGACAAGAAUGACCACUGCAAAGCAUGUUUGCCACCUCCAGAGAAGCUCAUUGCUGGGAUCAUAGGAGUCAUCUGUCUUGUCCUGAUGACCACUGUGGUAAUCACAGCUGUUAUUCACUCAAGCCAGACAAGGAACGAGGCAGGGAACCAGACUACAGGGAACCAGAAAGAAUAUCAUUGUGGUCGAUGCCCACCAGAGUGGUUAAUGUACUCCAACAACUGCUAUUACAUCAGCACUGAAGGAAAAACAUGGAAUGAGAGUUUGCUGGCCUGUGCUUCUAGGAAUUCUAGCCUGCUCUAUAUAGAUAAUGAAGAAGAAAUGUUUCAUAAUCCAAAGCUUAGUACUGCCAGAAAUUUGACUGCCAUCAGUUCUGAUCAUUAUACAAAAGCAUCAUUAUGA